Xenia sp. Carnegie-2017 is the source of this 1909-nucleotide messenger RNA. RefSeq names its product actin-like protein 6A. Gene Ontology annotation, molecular function: chromatin binding. The transcript is spliced from 13 exons. Gene Ontology annotation, biological process: nervous system development; regulation of transcription by RNA polymerase II. Gene Ontology annotation, cellular component: SWI/SNF complex; NuA4 histone acetyltransferase complex. Lineage: Eukaryota; Metazoa; Cnidaria; Anthozoa; Malacalcyonacea; Xeniidae. The coding region runs from base 66 to 1361 and encodes 431 amino acids. The record is from RefSeq and is a predicted model, not a curated record.
GGUAAUUCCUUAAAUAAUUCCAUAUUAUUCUAUUAUUUCUUUCCAACAGAAACAAGUUGUGGAAAAUGAGUGGUGGCGUGUAUGGAGGAGACGAAGUGGGGGCUCUCGUCUUUGAUGUUGGAUCAACUUCAUUUCGUGCUGGAUUUGCCGGUGAAGAUGCUCCUAAGGCUGAUGUUCCAACAUUUAUUGGUGUAAUUGAGGACUGCAGUAAGACAGAAAUACAAAUGGAAACUGAUGAGAUGGGUGAGAAAUCGGGACCAUUGACAGCAAAAAAAUAUUUCAUUGGAACAAACUCUCUUCAUGUUCCUCGUGAGAACAUGGAGGUUGUCAGUCCUCUUAAAGAUGCAACCAUCGAAGAUUGGGAUAUGUUUGAGAAUCUUUUGGAACAUGUCUAUAAACGUCACAUCAGAUCCGAUCCUUCACUACAUCCAGUCCUCAUGUCAGAGGCGUCGUGGAAUGCACGGGCAAAACGAGAGAAAACGACCGAACUGAUGUUCGAAAAAUAUGAUAUCCCAGCAUUCUUUAUGUGCAAAGAUGCCGUUCUGACGAGCUUUGCGCAUGGUCGCAAUACGGGUCUCGUUAUCCAUUCGGGCAGCAAUUUGACGAGUGCAAUACCUGUUCAAGAUGGAUACGUUUUACAGCAAGCCAUCGUGAAGUCGCCUUUGGCUGGUGAUUUUGUCUCUGCGCAGUGUCGUAGUAUGUUUGAGGAAAAAAACAUAGAAAUCGUCCCACCAUAUCUGAUUGCGACCAAAGAGGCUGUCAAAGAGGGCGAGGCUCCUGUAUUCACGAAGAAAAGUUUCAAGAAUAUCACAAAGUCCUUCCAUAAUUACAUGACUAAACAAAUCAUUCAAGAUUUUCAGGCCAGCACUCUUCAAGUUUCAGAUGGACCAUUUGACGACAGUUUAUUCGGGAGUAUUCCCACAAAUCAUUACGAGUUCCCCAAUGGUUAUAACUACAGCUAUGGUGUGGAGAGAUUUCGUUUAUGCGAGGGAUUGUUUGAUCCAAGUAAUGUCAAGGGUAUUGAAGGUAGCACAGCAAUGGGUAUUACACAAGUUGCUACUACAAGUAUUGGCAUGUGCGAUAUUGACAUGAGACCUAGUUUGUUCAGUAACAUCAUUGUUAGCGGAGGUAAUACGUUAUUAAAUGGUUUUGUCGACCGUCUCAAUCAAGAACUUGCUUCAAAAGUGCCCGCGAGUGCAAGACUUAAAGUGAUUUCACACAAUUCAACGUUGGAAAGAAGGUUUAGCUCGUGGAUUGGCGGUUCUAUUUUGGCCUCUUUGGGUUCUUUUCAACAAAUGUGGAUUUCCAAGCAAGAGUAUGAGGAACACGGAAAGAGUUGCGUCGAGAGAAAAUGUCCUUGAUAAGAUUAUAUCAGAUAAGUCCGCUGCCUAAAAGGAUUUUUAAUGUCGUUUAUGUCCUUCGAAACAGAGGUAUGUCGGCAACUCAUUACGAAAUGACACCGAGUAUACACUGCUUCCCGAUAUCCUUUGGAACGAUUUCAUGUACAACUUCUCUUUUGAAGAUACUUUUGAUUUAGUCAUGAUCGAGGAACCGAGAGAAGUUUUUAGGACUUUCUUUUUUAGAAAAUCUUCACGACGUUUGUAUGGUUACGAUGACGUAACGUAGUUGUUGUAGCUACUGGAUUUGGUCGUAAGUCGCGUAAUGAACUCACUGGUGUCCGUUGUGAGCAUACCGAAUCGUUUAAAUGAACCGAUUUUUCAUUCCUCAGUAAAUACAUACCUAAUACGUACAUAUGAAUGGGUUUUCUGAUUGGGGGAAUUUGAUUAGCAUUUCCUUAACGUAUUGUAUAAUUUAUUUCGAGUCAAUCAAAAUCCUGGUCACAUACGUAAAUACCGACCCUCAUUCGUCAGAUGCCUCAUUUGCAAUACAAAUAAAAUUCCAAUACGAA